Messenger RNA from Cheilinus undulatus (humphead wrasse), 2868 nucleotides. RefSeq names its product toll-like receptor 13. Gene Ontology annotation, biological process: immune response; inflammatory response; toll-like receptor signaling pathway. Lineage: Eukaryota; Metazoa; Chordata; Actinopteri; Labriformes; Labridae. Gene Ontology annotation, cellular component: membrane. The record is from RefSeq and is a predicted model, not a curated record. The coding region runs from base 1 to 2868 and encodes 955 amino acids. The transcript is spliced from 3 exons. Gene Ontology annotation, molecular function: protein binding; transmembrane signaling receptor activity.
AUGUCAACCAUGGAGAGUCUGUGGUCAAACUCAGUCAAAAGUCUUCUCAUCUUCCUUCUGUGUCUCCUGCUUCUGCAUCACCCUUCACUGUCUUACUCCCUGAAAAACUGCACCUUUAAUUUUACUGAGGGAACUUUGGCUGAAGUUCAUCUGGAUUGCUCAAAGCGCCAACUUGUCUCUGUUCCUGAUGACAUCCCCAGAGAUGCUAACUCACUAACUCUCUAUGACAAUCAGAUCAAACAGAUCCAAAGAGGUGAUUUUGGGAACCUCUCACAGUUAAGUUUGCUGAACCUAGAUAGGAAUUUGAUUGCUCAUGUAGAUGAUGGAUCUUUCAUGUACUUGAUGUCAUUGACAGAACUCCAUAUGGUGGAUAAUUAUCUCACACAUCUGACAGGAAACAUCUUUCAGGGACUGUCAAACCUCACUUUGUUGGACCUUGAUGACAACAACAUUACUUUUAUUCAUGACUCGGCCUUUCACUUCCUGACCCGCCUACAAACUGUCAUUCUAGACUCCAACAGGUUACAAACUGUGAGUGACAUACAGCCGAUUCUGAAUCUACCACAGCUACAGAAACUGAGCAUUAAAUAUAAUCUGUUCUCCACCUUUGAGUCAAAAGAUCUGAAUCUGAACGUGUCCUCAAGCCUGAGAGAGUUAGAUGUUGAAGGUAAUAACCUCAGAAGAUUCAGCAUCACUACGCCUAUCUUCCCUCAUCUUCAGGAAAUCAACCUUUGCCCAUGUGGUCAGUCCUCUCCAUUUCAAUGGGACAUCCCUGAUAAGUCUUUACUGAGGAACAUAACUCGAAUGGAUUUAAGUCACUCAUAUGCUUUUGAAAACAUUGAAAAAGUCCUGCAGAGUCUCGACUCACUGCAACGAUUAAAACUUAAUUUCAUGGAGAGAUGGAUAGAAAAGGGUCUUUUAGCAACAGUCUGUAAAAUACCAACACUUCAGAGCCUGGAUCUGUCGUUCAAUCUUGAUCCAAACUUAAGUGCCACACUUGGAGCUUGCUCUCAGCUUAAGGAGCUUUACCUGACUAGUACUGGUAUAUCUAAGAUACCAAAAGGCUCAAUGGCAAUGAUGAAGCAACUAAGGUCUUUAGAUCUUUCCUUAAAUAUUCUCACCAAGGUGCCAGAAGACAUCAGAAGCCUCUCCUCCCUCAGGGUCCUAACUUUUGAAUUCAACCAAAUCUCUGAGUUGAGCUGUGAGGAUUUCAAAAACACAUCCAGUCUCAGGGAGCUCUUACUGAACAACAACCGAAUUGUGAAACUUGACAGGUGCAUCUUCCUAAAUCUUUACAGUCUUGAGGUUUUAGAUUUGAGCUGGAACCAGAUAUGGACAUUAGGAGGUGCCUUCAAAAUAGGCCCACCAAACCUUGAGAUCUUGAAUUUGAGGAAUCACCUUGUUGUUAGUAUUGACAAGGGUGAUUUUGAGGGUUUAGGGUCACUAAAACAGUUAGAUUUGAGAACUCAUGAAAUUACAAGGGUAGACCUUGGAGCAUUUGAUGGUUUACACAAAGUUACAAGUCUUUCCGUGUCUCUUCAAAGUUAUUUUGAUUGCACCUUCCGUGCGUUACGCCAAAUCACAAAUCUUACAAUCACUUUCCCUUUUCCUAACAUUUUACAAAGUCAUCAUCAAAACUUAAAUAAAUCUGUCUUUGACUUAAAAUCACUAAAAAGGCUCGAAAUGAUUUGCUCAGAUGAUCACCAAGGAUUUGGCAUUCAUUCACAUGUAGACAUGAUAAAGUCUGCAAAACUUUUAGAGGAAUUCACAGCUGAGAAUUUAUAUCCUUGGACACCAAAUAAUGAUACAUUCCAGUUCAACUCCAAGCUGCGAAGUUUGAGGAUCACACAGAAUGAGUUGUCUGAUUUGGGUCCUGAUGUGUUCUGGCCAAUCCCAAACCUGGAAGUACUGGACCUUUCUGGGAAUAAUCUCAAGUCGUUCGAUUUUUUGGCCCAGGCCAACCUGUCUGCACUCAAAUAUUUGUUUCUCAGUGACAAUGGUAUAACAUUAAUCAGUGAAACCAUCUUCCAGUCUCUUCCUGCUCUUAUUUACCUCGACCUGAGCAACAACCCUUUCACAUGUGACUGCUCUAAUGCUGGCUUCAUCCAAUGGGUGAAGAGCAACAACCAAACUCAGGUAGAUGGCGCCCAUGACUACAUCUGUUUCUUCCCUCUGAUCAAACAGGGAACCAAGGUGUUGGACUUUGAUGUCCAGUCCUGUUGGAUGGACGUUGGCUUCCUCUGCUAUAUCUCCAGCUCUUGUCUGGUGGUGUUAACUCUCCUCACCUCUUUCAUCUACCACUUCCUGAGGUGGCAGAUGGUCUAUGCCUUCCUCCUCUUCCAGGCCUUCCUUUAUGACAGCAGGAAGAGGAGGAAAGAAGCUCCUCACCUCUACGAUGCCUUCAUCUCCUACAAUGUUGAGGAUGAGGCCUGGGUCUACAGAGAGAUGCUUCCAGUGCUGGAGGGAGAGCAGGGCUGGAGACUGUGUCUGCACCACAGAGACUUCCAACCAGGUAAACCUAUCAUAGAGAACAUCACAGACGCCAUCUACAGCAGCAGGAAGACCAUCUGUGUGAUCAGCCGGAGCUACCUGCAGAGCGAGUGGUGCUCCAGAGAGAUCCAGAUGGCCAGUUUCCGUCUGUUUGAUGAGAAGAAGGACGUGUUGAUCCUGCUGUUUCUGGAGGAGAUCCCCUCUCAUCAGCUGUCUCCGUACCACCGCAUGAGGAAGCUGGUGAAGAAACGCACCUACCUGUGCUGGCCGCAGGCUGGACGACACAAGGGAGUCUUCUGGCAGAACGUCCGGAGGGCUCUGGAGACGGGAGAGUCCACCAGAGAUAUGAAUCUUCUGACUGGACCAGAGGGAUGCUGA